AUCAGACCGUCUGAGAGAGAGAAGAAGAAGAGACUGAGGAGGACAGAACAUGAGGGAGAGUCUUUCUCGGUCUGUUUUCAAAAUCGUUCCAUUCUUUUUUAGAGAAAGAGAAGAGAAAACAUAAGGGGGAGCUUUGGAGAGAGAAAAGCGAAAGAGGAUGGAGGGGGACAAGAGAAAGAGGGGAAUUAAUGAACUUAGAGACUUCUAAGGGCUGUGGAGAUGUUUUUCCUUUCUUAAGAAAAAAGACUUGUACCCAAAUAAGAGCAAAAAAUGUUUUAACAUCUAAACAUAGUUGAUUCUCUAAAUGCUGCUUUUCCACCCUGCAAGUGAGCACUGAAAAGCAUAUGCGUGAAGAAAUCUGAUGGACGCGACUGAGAUAGAUAGAGAAAGGCAAGGCAGAGAAUUCUGACAUGGUGUCGACCCAAAUUGACAGGGUGGGAAGAGGAAGGAGUUGGAUAUUCAGUGAUAGACGCAUCUACCACCAAACACAGGUACACUCUGAUCAAUAUUAAGAUCAGUCCAAAUAUCCAUCGUCAUCACAACAGAUUAUCAUUAUCCUGAUACAUCCAUCGUUCAUCAGUCUUUAUUGAUUUGAGACCUCAGUGUGGAGUGCCUAAGUAUUCUAUCAUAUUGCUGUUUAUUUAUAUUCUACUCUAUACAUUACAGCACCAUUUAUCAAAUCAUUGCAAGCUAUUGUUAUCAAAUUGAUAAUUUAAUUGUAAGCUGGUGAUCUUUGCUCAUUUUGUUAUUAGAAAUGAUCACUAAUAACUGUCAUCGUAAGAAUAUUUAUGGGGCACAUGUAUGAAUUGCUGUUAUUGUAUGAAAAACAAAAUAUCCUUUCUCUUUACAUGAAUGGACAAUUAUUAUAUGCCUACAAAACAGUCCUUUCUUUCUUGACAGCAUAUCUGCUCCGUUUAAAUACAUUGAAAUAUCAGAAUAUACCAAAAUCAAAAUCUCUUUUGAAUAAUCUCUCAUACCAAUUACAACUAUAAAUGUUUGUAUAGUUAAAAUGUAAAUAAAUAAAUAUAUUUGCCUAUUACAGAUGUGCGCUAACAAUUAUAUUGUUCUUGAAAUAUGUGCCAUCAUGAUUUUUUUUUCUAAGCAACUGAAUAAUAAUAAUAAUAAUAAGACAUAACACUGCAAACGUCUGCUAUAAUGACCACAAGCCAUACUGUCUCUCACCUCACAAUAAUCAUUCCUCUCUUUACUUUACAUACAGUCCAGUGUGUCAGGUAGUCACUUACUAGCUGUGUCACUGUGAGCAAGGUGUGUGGAUAUUGUGCAAAGUGGAGGUUACUGGAAGGGGGAGGGGACAGACACAUAAAGGGCACAAAACCCCUGUCUAGAAUCAGAGGAGGCUGGGACCAGAGGAAAGAGCAUUACUCAGCUGUAGCUGUUCUCCAUGAACAACUGUGCCUGUCGACCGCUUUGCAAAUUGUAUGUGUGACAGAGAAGAAAAUAUUUUGCACAGACUCAUGAAAAGGAAAGAGGAACUCAAGCAGAAGGAGCAACCUAGAUAAGCAGAAAUAAAGAGACCACAGCUGAUAGACUGGAGAGUGGAGCAGGGAUCUUUUCUUCCAACACAGUACUUCAGCUCAUCACCUGGACAAUUCGGGCUCUCAAUACAACGUAAGAGGGAAGGGAGUCAGAGAGUCAAGGGCAGGGAGGGGAAGAACAGACAAAAACCUCCUGAGGAAGGAGAGAUAGUCAUCAAUAGAGAGAGAGAGGAGGGGAAGUUCCCUCUCUCUCGACCCAACUCGUUGUCAGGCUGGCUGACACAGCCAUGGCGUUCACCUUCGCGGCCUUCUGCUACAUGCUCACCUUAGUGCUGUGUGCCGCACUCAUCUUCUUCGUCAUCUGGCAGAUUAUUGCGUUUGAUGAGCUGUGCACAGACUUCAAGAACCCAAUCGAUCAGAGCAACCCCACCAGAGCGAGGGAAAGAAUUCUGAAUAUUGAAAGAAUAUGCAACUUGCUGCGAAAGCUGGUGGUGCCAGAGUACUCCAUACAUGGGCUGUUCUGCCUGAUGUUCAUGUGUGCUGGGGAGUGGGUCACCCUGGGCCUAAACAUCCCCCUGCUCUUCUACCAUCUCUGGAGGUUUUUCCAUCGGCCGGCAGAUGGGUCAGAGGUAAUGUAUGACCCUGUCAGUGUGAUGAAUGCAGACAUCCUGAACUACUGUCAGAAGGAGUCCUGGUGUAAGCUGGGCUUCUACCUGCUCUCCUUCUUCUACUACCUGUACAGUAUGGUCUACGCCUUGGUGAGUUUCUAAACACAGAAUAGAAGACAAAGCGACAAAGAGGAGAUUGAAAGACCGUAAAAGAGACAGAGCAUGCAAGACUAAGACUGGGUGAUGUCACUCACCCUUCUUUCUCACCAUCCAUUACGCCAUCACAGACCCUGUUUUGCUCUCCUCAAAUCUUUGGAUGGAGGGACAAACAUCGGAGGACAUCGUGAGGAAAUUAGGCAAAGUAAAGAGACUUUUUUGAGGCUGCUCAGACACUGCCGAGACAUAGAAGAGGAGGCGCAGACAGAGAGGAGGAAUGAAAUAAUGAAGAGAAAGAGAGAACACAUCUUAGCCUGUGUACGGGAUGCCUUGAUCUGACCACAUCACGUCUUAAGGGCUGUGGGUCUGCUAUUCUUAGUGAUACUGUCACUCAACUGUGAAUUUAUAACGUUUGUGUUGCCUAAGUCCUAGUCCUGUUGUGGAUUUUCAUACGUCAAUAUCCUUCCAUUAAUAAACCUCACCAUUUUAGAACAUAAACAUGUAUUUAGUUAUUCUACGAAUUUGGUUAUUAUUAAUUAUUUCAAUAAUUCAGUACUUGUGGUAAAUCAUAUUACGAGGAUAUGAAUAGUUAGUUGUUUAAGCAAAUAAAUACACAGUUCAAUGCUACAAUUUUGAUCCAGAGCGAUAGUAAUUGUGUUAUUCACAAAUAUCUAAUAUACGUCAUUUAUGAAAUCAACAACACAAACACACAAUAUGAACUGAACAUACGAACACAACAUGAACCAAUGGAGCAAGCCAAGAGGAGAAAUAACAAGCUGGAACACUGUUUUGAUUAUGAUGCAAUGGCCAUAAGCUUCUGCGAAGGAUCACGGACACCCUGGAGCAAUGUUUGAGUCUAGGUCCAUCCCAAUCAAGGCACUAUCUCCCAGCCCCCGUUCCUGCCCAGGGCAAACAGGCAGAUUUCAUUCCAACAGAAAAUUAUUCAGGAUUGAAGGGAAUGUUUUAGCUCUGACCGAGUUGGUACUUGGGUGUUUAAGUAUUCUGUGUUUGUCUGUUCUGUUCUAGGCAGCAAGGGAUGAUUUCACCUGGACUUUCCAUGCUCUGUGCUCAGUGAUUCUAGAUUCUAGAAAUCUCAUUCAAGAAAAGCAAUAGCUCGGAUUGAUUACUGUACAUGGGAUCAUAUUUCCUCUGUGGACUAAUACUGUGUGACACAAAUAACUGAUGAGGCUGCUGAAGAUGCUGGUGUUGAUAGGGUUCCAAUGAUGACUGUGUCAAGCGCAGAAACGCGUCUCACAUAGAACAUUAUGGUGGGACAUACAUACACUGUAACUGUUCUCACUCAUAGGUGUCACAGUGAAUGUUGUCAGAAACUUUAGUCUUCGGUUCAUUUCAAAGCUGGUGCUGUCCUCAUCGUCAUGAAUCCAUAGCGCUAUGUGUAGAUAAUUCAUAAUGAUCGGACUGUGUGAUGUUAAAAUCAUUAGUAAAAUGGGUAAUACUGGAACUUGAAAAAGACAUGUAAAACUGAGUGAUUAUUUAUUAUAAGCUGACCAUAAUUGCAGUAAUGAAUUGUUUACAACAGUUGUAAUCAGUUGGCAUCUGAACACACACAGAGCCCUGCAUUAUAAUGGAGCCACUCACAUUUUAGUAAUGUGUCAAUAUUGUUCAGCUAGGUUUCUUUUGCCAAGACACAUACAGUAUGUUGAUCCUGACAGUUCCCUCUAAAAAAGGACAACAACUUCUCAACCCCUGCCAACAAUGUGAGUCAAUCACAGACAAUUGCUAAAGCACAAAAUGGCGGGUCACAGAGGGGAAAUAUAGCUAGGCUGACCAUCAAUGACUGUCAUAAUGCAGUUCAUCAGAAUGAAUGAAUGAAUAUAUAUUUAAGAAUAACUAUUUGUAACUGUCUUCUAUACAUCUCUCAUCACUGUAUGCUAUAUUUGUUGGUGCGGUAGUUUGUAUUCAUUAGAAUACAAUAUGAUAUACAGGUCACAAACAGCAAUUCACAUAUUAUAAUAAAAUAGCAAUGUGU
Oncorhynchus masou masou (cherry salmon) is the source of this 4250-nucleotide messenger RNA. RefSeq names its product cornichon family AMPA receptor auxiliary protein 2 (gene cnih2). The record is from RefSeq and is a predicted model, not a curated record. The transcript has 6 exons. Lineage: Eukaryota; Metazoa; Chordata; Actinopteri; Salmoniformes; Salmonidae. Gene Ontology annotation, cellular component: COPII-coated ER to Golgi transport vesicle; dendrite; endoplasmic reticulum membrane. Gene Ontology annotation, biological process: endoplasmic reticulum to Golgi vesicle-mediated transport; regulation of AMPA receptor activity. Bases 1784 to 2266 code for a protein of 160 amino acids.